AUGUCCUUCCCACCACCACCUCCCCCUGGAUGGGGUCCUCCUCCGCCGCCGCCCCCUCCUCCAUCCUCAUCGCUUCCUCCGCCUCCUGCUGCACCAGCACCUCCUCCGCCUGGGUAUCGCCCCCCGACCGAUCCUCAAAUCGCCAAGUUCGCCCAGAAGAAGAAGGAAUGGCUGCGGAAUCAGCGCAAUCGCUUCGGUGAGAAGCGCAAGGGCGGCUUUGUCGAGACACAGAAGGCAGACAUGCCGCCAGAGCACUUGCGCAAGAUCGUCAAGGAUAUUGGUGAUGUGUCGCAAAAGAAGUACACCAGUGACAAGCGCAGUUAUCUGGGUGCACUGAAGUUCAUGCCUCACGCCGUCAUGAAGCUUCUCGAGAACAUGCCGAUGCCUUGGGAGUCGGCCAGAGAGGUCAAGGUUCUCUACCACGUCAACGGCUGCCUGACAUUGGUGAACGAGAUCCCAAGAGUCAUCGAGCCGGUCUUCUUUGCGCAGUGGGCGAUGAUGUGGACGUUUAUGAGGAAAGAAAAGGCCGAUAGACGACUGUUCAAGCGUAUGCGAUUCCCUCCCUUCGACGACGAAGAACCGCCACUGUCAUGGUCCGAGAAUAUCGAGGACGUCGAGCCCCUCGAGCCGAUUCAGAUGGAACUGAACGAAGACGAGGAUGCUGCUGUAUACGAAUGGUUCUACGACCACCGACCCCUGCUCGAUCACGAAGGAGGCCACGUCAACGGCCCGAGUUACAGAACAUGGAACUUGAACUUGCAACAGAUGGCCACUCUCUUCCGAUUGAGUCGACCUCUGAUCUCAGACGUGGUGGACAAGAACUACUUCUACCUCUUUGAUUUGAAGAGUUUCUUGACAGGAAAGGCACUCAAUGUCGCCCUCCCUGGUGGUCCCCGUUUUGAACCCCUGUACAAGGAUAUUGAUCCCAAUGACGAGGACUUUGGAGAGUUCAAUGCGAUUGACCGCAUCAUCUUCCGCAACCCGAUCCGAACCGAGUUCCGUGUGGCCUACCCCUACCUCUACAACUCGCUGCCUCGAAGCGUUCACUUGGCGUGGCACUCGUACCCUCAGACGGUAUUCGAGUACUCGCAAAACCCUGACCUUCCUGCAUUCCACUUCGAUCGCAGAAUCCACCCUAUCUCGUCUCGCGCGGUCGCGCCGAAGAAUCUGACUGUGAGUCACGAAGAUGAGAUUUUCGGACCAGGCAACAACAAGGAGCCAGAGGAUGAUGCGUUUGAGCUUCCCGCGGACUUUGAGCCUUUUCUCGAAGAGGAGGAUUUGUCCAACGAAGAUACCGCAUCCGCGAUCGAGUUGUGGUGGGCUCCUUUCCCGUUUGACCGCCGUUCAGGCAAGAUGGUCCGCGCUCAGGAUGUUCCUCUCAUCAAGCAGUGGUAUUUGGAGCACCCUCCUUCAGACAAGCCUCCUGUCAAGGUUCGCGUGUCUUACCAGAAGUUGCUGAAGAACUUCGUUCUCAACGAGCUUCACAAGAAGAAGCCCAAGGCGCAACAAAAUCAGAACCUAAUGCGCAACCUCAAGCAAACAAAGUUCUUCCAGCAAACCACCAUCGACUGGGUGGAAGCAGGUCUUCAAGUCUGUCGACAGGGUUUCAACAUGCUCAACCUUCUAAUUCACCGGAAGAACCUCACCUACCUUCAUCUCGACUACAACUUUAAUCUGAAGCCCGUUAAGACCUUGACCACCAAGGAGCGAAAGAAGUCCCGUUUCGGAAACGCAUUCCAUUUGAUGCGUGAAAUCCUGCGGUUGACGAAGCUGAUUGUAGACGCCCAAGUGCAGUACCGACUGGGCAACAUCGAUGCUUUCCAGCUGGCGGACGGUAUCCUGUACGCUUUCAACCACGUCGGCCAGCUCACCGGUAUGUACCGUUACAAGUACAAGCUCAUGCACCAGAUUCGUUCGUGCAAGGAUUUGAAGCACUUGAUUUACUACCGCUUCAACUCUGCACCCGUCGGCAAGGGUCCUGGUUGUGGUUUCUGGGCCCCAGCUUGGAGAGUCUGGCUCUUCUUUAUGCGUGGUAUCAUUCCUCUUCUCGAGAGAUGGCUUGGUAAUCUUCUGUCCCGUCAGUUCGAGGGUCGUCACAGCAAGGGCGUUGCGAAGACUGUCACCAAGCAGCGUGUUGAGUCGCACUUUGAUCUCGAAUUGCGUGCCUCCGUCAUGGCUGAUUUGAUGGACAUGAUGCCCGAGGGUAUCAAGCAGAACAAGGUCAACACCGUCUUGCAGCACUUGUCUGAGGCCUGGCGAUGCUGGAAGAGUAACAUCCCUUGGAAGGUACCUGGUCUGCCCGCGCCUAUCGAGAACAUCAUCCUUCGUUACGUCAAGGCCAAGGCAGAUUGGUGGAUUUCCGUUGCUCACUACAACCGCGAGCGUAUCCGCCGUGGUGCAACUGUGGACAAGACUGUUGCCAAGAAGAAUGUUGGACGUCUCACCCGACUGUGGCUCAAGGCUGAGCAAGAGAGACAACACAACCACAUGAAGGACGGUCCUUACGUCUCGUCCGAGGAGGCCGUCGCCAUCUACACAACUACCGUCCACUGGUUGGAGUCUCGCAAGUUCUCUCCAAUUCCCUUCCCCAGUGUCUCAUACAAGCACGACACCAAGAUUCUCAUUCUCGCGUUGGAACGCUUGCGCGAAGCAUACUCAGUCAAGGGACGCCUCAACCAGAGCCAACGCGAAGAAUUGGCUCUUAUCGAACAGGCAUACGACAGUCCCGGUACAACCUUGGAACGAAUCAAGCGUUUCCUGCUGACGCAGCGCGCCUUCAAGGAGGUUGGCAUUGAUAUGAACGACAACUAUAGCACCAUCAACCCCGUUUACGAUAUCGAGCCGAUCGAGAAGAUCAGUGAUGCCUAUCUCGACCAGUACCUGUGGUACCAGGCCGACCAACGCCACCUGUUCCCUGCCUGGAUCAAGCCUUCUGACUCUGAAGUCCCCCCUCUUUUGACGUACAAGUGGGCCCAGGGUAUCAACAACCUGGACAAGGUUUGGGAGACUGAGAACGGAGAGUGCAAUGUCAUGAUCGAGACGGAACUGUCCAAGGUCUACGAGAAGAUUGAGUUGACCCUGCUCAACUCGCUUCUUCGUCUGAUUAUGGAUCACAACUUGGCGGACUACAUCACGGCGAAGAACAACGUCCAAUUGACGUAUAAGGACAUGAACCACGUCAACAGCUACGGCAUGAUUCGUGGUCUGCAGUUUUCUGCUUUCGUGUUCCAAUACUACGGCCUUGUCCUCGACCUUCUUCUCCUCGGUCCUCAGCGUGCCAGCGAGAUCGCAGGCCCGCCUCAAAGCCCCAACGACUUCCUCCAGUUCCGCGACAAGGAAACGGAAACGAGACACCCUAUCCGUCUGUACACUCGUUACAUCGACAAGAUCUGGGUCUUUCUGCGGUUCACUGCCGAUGAGUCACGCGAUCUCAUCCAGCGUUUCCUUACCGAGCAGCCCGACCCCAAUUUCGAGAAUGUUAUCGGAUACAAGAGCAAGAAGUGCUGGCCGCGAGACUCGCGUAUGCGUUUGAUGAGACACGACGUUAACCUGGGCAGAGCCGUGUUCUGGGAUCUCAAGAACCGUCUGCCCCGUUCGGUCACGACGAUUGAAUGGGACGACAGUUUCGCGAGCGUCUACAGUCGCGACAACCCGAACCUUCUGUUCUCGAUGUGCGGUUUCGAAGUCCGGAUCCUGCCCAAGUGCCGGAACCAAAACGACGACUUCUCUGUGAAGGACAGCGUGUGGUCUCUGGUCGACAAUACCACCAAAGAGAGAACAGCUCAUGCAUUCCUCCAGGUUACGGAAGAAGACAUCCAGAAGUUCAACAACCGCAUCCGCCAGAUUCUCAUGUCUUCUGGAUCGACGACGUUCACAAAGAUUGCGAACAAGUGGAACACUGCUUUGAUCGCACUCUUCACUUACUACCGUGAAGCCGCUGUCUCGACUGUCAGCUUGCUUGACACCAUUGUCAAGUGCGAAACCAAGAUCCAAACGCGAGUCAAGAUUGGUCUUAACUCAAAGAUGCCUUCUCGUUUCCCUCCGGCUGUGUUCUACACUCCCAAAGAAUUGGGAGGUCUGGGCAUGAUUUCCGGCUCCCACAUCUUGAUUCCCGCCAGUGACAAGCGCUGGUCGAAACAGACCGACACUGGUGUCACCCACUACCGCGCGGGUAUGACACAUGACGAGGAGACUCUGAUUCCCAACAUCUUCCGUUACAUCAUUCCUUGGGAGGCCGAGUUCAUCGACUCUCAGCGCGUCUGGACGGAAUACUCUCAGAAGCGCAUGGAGGCGAACCAGCAGAACCGUCGUCUCACUCUGGAGGAUCUCGAGGACAGCUGGGACCGCGGUCUGCCUCGUAUCAACACCCUCUUCCAAAAGGACAGAAGUACCUUGAGUUUCGACAAGGGUUUCCGUGCCCGUGCCGAGUUCAAGAUCUACCAGCUCAUGAAGAACAACCCCUUCUGGUGGACCAGUCAGAGACACGACGGAAAGUUGUGGAACCUCAACGCGUACCGAACCGAUGUUAUCCAAGCCCUGGGAGGUGUUGAGACCAUUCUCGAGCACACUCUGUUCAAGGCAACCGGUUUCCCGUCCUGGGAGGGUCUCUUCUGGGAGAAGGCUUGUCUUGCCAAGGGAACAAAGCUGCUGCGUUACAAUGGCAGCGAGGUUGCUGUCGAGCACGUGAAGGAGGGCGACCUGCUUCUUGGACCUGACGGUAGAGAGCGCCGUGCCUUCAACAUUGUCAGUGGCACGGAUCGUUUGUACCGCAUCAAGAUCGGAGGCGGCAAGGAGGACCUUGUGGUCACGCCAAACCACAUCCUCGUUCUCCAUCGGGAGAAGGAGACGGGCGGCGCGGAAGGCUACGACACGGUCGAAAUGACGGCCUUUGACUUCGCGGCGCUGGACGAGGCCGAGAGGCGCCAUCUUCGGGCUCCCAGGUCUACCAGCUUCAAGCAACUCGACCAGCCAGAAGUGCACAACUUCGCUAUUGAAAGCAUCACUCUCGAGACCGAGGCCACGGAGUGGGCUGGUUUCAAAGUCGAUGAAGACCAGCUCUACCUCCGACACGAUUACCUCGUGUUGCACAACAGUGAGUCGAUGAAGUUCAAGAAAUUGACCAACGCUCAGCGAUCCGGUCUCAAUCAGAUUCCCAACCGUCGCUUCACUCUCUGGUGGUCCCCGACAAUCAACCGCGCGAACGUCUACGUUGGUUUCCAAGUCCAACUUGAUCUCACAGGUAUCUUCUUGCACGGAAAGAUCCCAACGCUCAAGAUCUCGCUCAUCCAGAUCUUCCGUGCCCAUUUGUGGCAGAAGAUCCACGAGUCCGUCGUCAUGGACUUGUGCCAGGUCUUCGACCAGGAACUGGAAUCACUCGGUAUCGAGACGGUUCAAAAGGAGACGAUUCAUCCCAGAAAGUCGUACAAGAUGAACAGUUCUUGUGCGGAUAUUCUGCUCUUUGCCAGUCACAAGUGGAACGUCACCCGACCCUCGUUGCUGUUCGACACCAAGGACGUUAUGGAGCCGACUACGACCAACAAGUUCUGGAUCGAUGUUCAGCUGAGAUACGGCGACUACGAUUCUCACGACAUCGAAAGAUACACCAGAGCCAAGUACCUCGACUACACGACAGACAGCGCCAGUAUCUACCCCUCGGCCACCGGUCUGAUGAUCGGUAUCGAUCUGGCCUACAACCUGUACUCUGCCUACGGCAUGUACUUCCCCGGUCUGAAGGUGCUGAUUCAGCAGGCUAUGGCCAAGAUCAUGAAGGCCAACCCUGCGCUGUACGUCUUGAGAGAGCGUAUUCGCAAGGGUCUGCAACUUUACGCCUCUGAGAGCAACCAGGAGUUCCUGAACUCCCAGAACUACUCCGAGCUCUUCAGUAACCAGACACAACUGUUCAUUGACGAUACCAACGUCUACCGUGUGACCAUUCACAAGACUUUCGAGGGUAACUUGACGACUAAACCCAUCAACGGUGCCAUCUUCAUCUUCAACCCCAGAACCGGUCAGUUGUUCUUGAAGAUUAUCCACACCAGCGUUUGGGCGGGCCAGAAGCGUUUGGGACAGUUGGCGAAGUGGAAGACUGCAGAAGAAGUGGCGGCCCUCAUCCGAUCGCUGCCUGUCGAGGAACAGCCCAAACAGCUGAUCGUCACACGAAAGGGUCUGCUGGAUCCUUUGGAAGUGCACCUGCUCGACUUCCCUAACAUCUCCAUUCGUGCCUCCGAGCUGCAGCUUCCUUUCCAGGCCGCGAUGAAGGUCGAGAAGUUGGGAGACAUGAUCCUCCGCGCUACCGAGCCGCAGAUGGUCCUUUUCAACCUGUACGACGAGUGGCUCAAGAGCAUCUCUUCGUACACCGCGUUCUCGCGUCUCGUCCUCAUCCUGCGUGCGCUGCACGUGAACCCGGACAAAACGAAGCUCAUCCUCCGGCCCGACAAGACGGUCAUCACCCAGGACCACCACAUCUGGCCGACGCUGUCCGACGAGGACUGGAUCAAGGUCGAAACGCAACUCCGCGACCUCAUCCUCAACGACUACGGAAAGAAGAACAACGUCAACGUCUCCAGCUUGACGAGCAGCGAAGUCCGCGACAUCAUCCUCGGUAUGGAAAUCUCCGCGCCGUCCAUGCAACGCCAGCAGGCCGCGGAAAUCGAGAAGCAGCAGCAGGAGCAGCAGCAGCUGACGGCCGUCACGACGAAGACGCAAAACGUCCACGGCGAGGAGAUCAUCGUCACUACCACCUCCCAGUUCGAGCAGACCACCUUCGCCUCCAAGACGGAGUGGCGCACCCGCGCCAUCGCCACCUCGAACCUCCGCACAAAGGCGAACAACAUCUACGUCUCCUCCGUCGACAACGACGCCGACGACGUCACCUACGUCAUGCCCAACAACAUCCUCAAGCGCUUCAUCACCAUCGCCGACCUCCGCGUCCAGGUCGCCGGCUACCUCUACGGCUCCUCCGCCCCCGACAACGACCAGGUCAAGGAGAUCAAGUGCAUCGUCAUGAUCCCCCAGAUCGGCGGCCUCCGCAACGUCCAGCUGCCCCAGCAGCUCCCCCAGUCCGAGUUCCUCGAGGGCAUGGAGGCCCUCGGCGUCAUCCACACCGCCUCCGGCUCCGAGCUCCCCUACAUGUCCGCCGCCGACGUCACCGAGCACGCCCGCCUCCUCGACGCCCACCCCGAGUGGGACAAGCACGACACCGUCACCGUCAACGUCGCCUUCACGCCCGGCUCCGUCUCCCUCUCCGCCUGGGGCCUCACGCCGCAGGGCUACAAGUGGGGCGCCGAGAACAAGGACACCGGCAGCGACCAGCCGCAGGGCUUCACCACCACCAUGGGCGACAAGCGCAAGCUCCUCCUCAGCCCGCGCUUCCGCGGCUUCUUCCUCGUCCCCGAGAACGGCAUGUGGAACUACAGCUUCAUGGGCUCCGCCUUCGCCGGCAUGGAGAAGAAGCCCAUCCACGUCAAGCUCGACACUCCCCUGCCCUUCUACAGCGACCAGCACCGUCCCGUCCACUUCCACAGCUUCGCCGAGCUCGAGGACAUAUGGGUCGACAGGCAGGACAACUUCGCGUAA
Messenger RNA from Colletotrichum karsti, 7575 nucleotides. Its product is annotated as pre-mRNA processing splicing factor 8. NCBI's taxonomy places the organism in Eukaryota, Fungi, Ascomycota, Sordariomycetes, Glomerellales, Glomerellaceae. Gene Ontology annotation, cellular component: catalytic step 2 spliceosome; U5 snRNP. The transcript is spliced from 4 exons. Gene Ontology annotation, biological process: mRNA splicing, via spliceosome; spliceosomal tri-snRNP complex assembly. Bases 1 to 7575 code for a protein of 2524 amino acids. Gene Ontology annotation, molecular function: pre-mRNA intronic binding; U2 snRNA binding; metallopeptidase activity. The record is from RefSeq and is a predicted model, not a curated record.